This is a messenger RNA of Capsicum annuum, 731 nucleotides long. RefSeq names its product auxin-responsive protein SAUR32-like. The record is from RefSeq and is a predicted model, not a curated record. Gene Ontology annotation, biological process: response to auxin. The transcript has a single exon. Lineage: Eukaryota; Viridiplantae; Streptophyta; Magnoliopsida; Solanales; Solanaceae. The coding region runs from base 204 to 614 and encodes 136 amino acids.
AAGAUUCAUUAGUGAUGCAAAAAAAUUCCCAAGUUGCAAGCACAUGGAGUGGACCCUAUUGACUUUUUCUCACCAUCUUAGAAGUUUCAUCUCCUUCAGCUUCAUGUAUGAAUUCCCUUCUUCUUAAGCUCUUUUUAAAAAGCAAAACAAAUUCCACUACAAUAAUCACCUUACCAAAAACAUAAAUAUUCAAAAAUUCCAUAAUGGGGAAAGAAAGAAAAAGCAAUUGCAAGGGCAUCAUGAUUAAUCAUCUUAUAUUAAAGCUCAAGAGCAUUACUCAUCUUCAAUUAAUUCCCAAAUAUUCCAAUAGGUAUCAAUUUGAUGUUGUGGAAAGUGUGGACACACCAAGAGCAAAUGAGGAAGUUGUACCAAAUGAUGUUAAAGAAGGUUACUUUGCUGUAUUUUCAGUGAAUCCAAAGGAAGAACCAAAGAGGUUUAUUGUGGAAUUGCAUUGGCUUACUGAUCCAUCAUUCUUGAAAUUAAUGAAACAAACUGAAGAUGAAUAUGGAUUUGAACCAAAGGGUGUUCUUGAAGUUCCUUGUCUUGCUGAGGAAUUGCAGAAGAUUUUGGAACUCAACAUUGGAAGUAAUGUCAGUGCUAAUUUUGUAGUUUAAGUGUUGAUGUUAUAGUUCCUUGUAGUUAUAGCUAGGUUAAAUUUAUAAAAUUUACAUUUUGUUGUCAAUAUAAUAAUAUUUCUAAAGAUUAAUCAAAUUAUUUUUGAUUGGUUAAAA